This is a messenger RNA of Aspergillus homomorphus CBS 101889, 1686 nucleotides long. RefSeq names its product MFS transporter. Lineage: Eukaryota; Fungi; Ascomycota; Eurotiomycetes; Eurotiales; Aspergillaceae. Bases 1 to 1686 code for a protein of 561 amino acids. The transcript is spliced from 3 exons. Gene Ontology annotation, molecular function: polyamine transmembrane transporter activity. The record is from RefSeq and is a predicted model, not a curated record. Gene Ontology annotation, biological process: intracellular polyamine homeostasis; transmembrane transport.
AUGGGGGCAGGGAAGAGUAUCCACGAAGCCGAGGCCAUCGAAUCUUUUGCCAAUGCCGGCGAGACUCACCGCGAUGCUGCACCGUCCAAUAAUGUCAUCAAGACGAACGUUGUCAACCAAUCCAGAUACAAGGGCUCAGAUGACUCACCAGUGAUGGAAGGUAAAGAUGAAGAAGACCAUGCUUCAUCUCUCACUUCUGACGAAGAGCAAGAAGAGCCAGUCGUGGUACCCCGACUGGAGCGCAGGGGACUCUUCGGACAGCUCACGCUGUUAGCAGAGGUGGAAGAUCCCAAGAUCUAUCCUCGGAAAACGAAAUGGUUUAUCACCUUUAUCGUGGCAGUGGCAGGGGCUGCGGCUCCCAUGGGCAGCUCGAUCUUUUUCCCCUCUCUAUCUCAGGUGUCAAAAGAACUAGGUACCUCGACUACUAUCACAAAUCUGUCGAUUUCACUAUACAUGCUGAGCAUGUCUAUAUUUCCGCUGUGGUGGUCUUCUUUCAGCGAAAGACUCGGAAGACGAACGAUUUAUCUAGUCUCAUUCACUCUUUUUGUUAUUUUCAACUCACUGUGUGCCAUCUCUAGUUCAAUAGCUAUGCUUAUCGUCUUGCGACUCUUAAGUGGCGGUGCCUCUGCCUCGGUCCAGGCGGUCGGCGCAGGAACCAUCGCAGAUCUUUGGGAUCCAAGGGAACGAGGGCGCGCCAUGAACAUCUUCUAUCUAGGACCACUGUGUGGGCCAUUGUUAGCUCCGAUUGUUGGUGGGGCUCUAGCAGAGCGAUGGGGGUGGAGAAGUACCUUGUGGUUUUUGGCAGUCUGGGGAGGUAUUACCGUCGUACUUAUCUUUAUCGCGCUCCCUGAAACCUUGGCCGCUUCGAACCAGGUACAAGAAGUCAAAGAAGAGCAAUCGGGACCGAUGGAUCGUCAGUUGAGUCAUGUCUCCUCCCGGCAAGUUGUUCACUUUACCACGAAAUGGUUGAAGUAUCUCAAAAUGGUGUUCUUGGAUCCUCUCAAGAUUAUCCUUUAUUUGCGGUAUCCCCCCGUCCUGCUCACCGUUUACUACGCCAGUAUCACCUUCGGCUCGCUGUAUGUACUCAAUGUCAGUGUUGAGCAUACGUUCGGAGGUAGCCCGUAUAACUUCAGUACGAUCAUCGUUGGUCUUCUCUAUAUUCCGAACUCGUUGGGCUAUGUCGUUGCCAGUACCUUUGGGGGCCUUUGGAUGGACAGCAUCAUGCAGCGAGAGGCCAAGAAAGCCAAGAGGUACGACGAGAAUGGCAAGCUGAUAUACCACCCUGAAGAUCGCAUGCGCGAGAACGCCUGGCUCGGAGCCUUCUUGUACCCUGCUGGGUUGAUUUGGUAUGGCUGGUGUGCAGAUCGGGGGGUGUUCUGGCUGGCGCCGAUGAUUGCGAACUUCUUUUUUGGUGUCGGCUCCAUGCUCAUCUUUGGCAUGGCAACGACGAUGCUGACUGAAUUCAUGCCCAAGAAGUCAUCUGCGGGAGUUGCUCUCAAUAAUUUCAUGCGGAACAUCUUCUCGUGUGUGGGCUCUGUGGUCACUGCGCCGAUCAUUGAUGCCAUUGGCAACGGAUGGCUUUUCACUAUUCUUGGACUGGUCGCUUUCGCAAGCAGCUCGGUUCUCUUUGUGAUGAGAAUCUACGGACCUCGGUGGAGGAAAUCCAUGGACGCGCUCAGGAAAUGA